AUGCUUUUAACACGCACUGGUACCUUCUGUCCUAGAGAGCCUUAUUCUCAUCAUUGUCGGAAAGCAACGAAAUCGCGAGAGAUGAAUACCACCGUCAACCACAUUUACGCUAUUGCGUUGUCGAACCCUGCUUCGGCAGGCUCGCCUACCUGGGCCAUUUCUGUUCAACCCAUGAAGCAAAAACGACUGUUCUUCCAUGAACACCCUCAUACUUCUGUCUUCCUGUCCAACGAUGCAGACAACAGCCAACGACGAAACAGCGACGGUUUCAAAGGCGAGGAACUGCUAGUCAAACUCCUUAUCGGUGAAAACAACGUCAAGAACAUUGGCGAACGUGUUCAACAGGUUCUGUCAAAAACCGACAAGACACAACCCUCAGAAUCAUGGCUUCGUUCUGCUAUCAUCGCACUACAGUCCGAAUACCUCUGCAACAGAUUCAACAUCGAUGACUUCCAGCAAAUGGCAACUCAGACUCUGCAAUCACAACAGCAACACCACGAAACCGUCGCCAUCGAAGUAGACUUUUUGUCCGAACUAGGACGCACCAAGUCAGUUGAAGAGAUGCAUGAGACGAGAGAAAAGGCAAUGAAGCAGAAGAAAGAGUCAGGUUUCUUCGGCUUCAGAAUUUCGAGACCGCAGAAUAUGCCGAACAGGGUCAGGAGGGUCAAUUCUUGGGAACGACAGGAUGAUGCGUAUGGAGGCUUGAUGUGA
Messenger RNA from Aureobasidium melanogenum CBS 110374, 711 nucleotides. RefSeq lists its product as uncharacterized. The transcript has a single exon. The coding region runs from base 1 to 711 and encodes 236 amino acids. The record is from RefSeq and is a predicted model, not a curated record. Lineage: Eukaryota; Fungi; Ascomycota; Dothideomycetes; Dothideales; Saccotheciaceae.